AUGGCUCAGCACGCAGCUGGCGACGCUAUACCAAAGAAAGUGGCUUGGUUUGCGCAAGGGACUCCUGUUCACAAGAGGAGAUAUUGCGCAACUCGGCUGAUGGGGCGCCUGACUGGGCCAGCAAGGUUACUGGCGAUGUCGUGGCCUCAGCAAAGCUUUGACGCAGCCGACGGCACCUUGAAGCUCCUUCGUAGACUGGCGAAGAGCCCCCUUGUGAGGAAGUCGCUUCCAAACGCAGCGGCCAUUUGCACGCAGUACUUCUCCUUCAAACGCCACCCAGGAGAAAGUAUCGGCAACUUCUUGGUCAGAGAGACUCUUGCGCACGAAGAGUUCGUGGAAGCCUUGAUUCGACUCCAUGAGGACAAGAUCGGGGUCAGUCAAGAUCUUAAAGACUUUGGUCUCCCCACCUCCUUGAGCGAGGACCAGUGGUGGUACGACUGGUACGAGUACGAUGAUGCCAACUCCGAUGUGAUGGACCUGAAGUACCUCCACGUGAUGGCGAGCCCCCGCGAGCUUCGGCAGGCUCCUCACCGAGCAACCACGGAAGACCAGGCGAUGGACAGCAGCCCCGUGAUGGCGCUGCUGACUCCUCAGCCCAUUGACGAGAUAUCUGUGGCUGACUCCUUCAUCAUGGGUGUCCUCCGAGGAUGGCGUUUGCUUCAAGCGGCAGGGCUCAAUGCUGAGGAGAAGAGAGACAUUCUUGGAUCCACUAAGAACUCCUUUUUGGAUUACGAAGUCAUCUCCUCAGCUCUUCAGACCUUGUGGGACGAGCAGCUUCUUGGACAUCGCUCUCCUCUGCCUCACCAAGGCUACUCCAUGGUGCAGUCCGAGCACGAGGCCCAGUACCACGACGAGACGUGGGACAAUGAUGCGGAGUGGUGGAACUACGAGACCUACUACGUCCACGAUGAUGACGACUGGUGGGGAGAAGCGUGGGAUUACUCAGAGCCCACUCCAGCCACCGUUGCUGCUGCGUCCACGGAAGAAGCGGCUGAUGAUCCCCAGCUUCGCGAGGCACAGCAAGCUGAGAAGAUUGCAGAGUCCUUGGCCUUGGACGCUCAGCGAACAUGGACGGAGGCUCGAAGGGCCACUCAGGCACUUCGUAAAGAUCGAGGCUUUGGAGCUGUGGCGUCUACCACCACCGGCAACGGACUUCGUUGCUUCAUCUGUGGAGGGCCACACCUUGCCCGAGACUGCCCUGAUCGACGUCAUCCUUCCAAUUGGAAGGGCAAGGGAAAGCACAAGGGCAUGAUGCUGGACUAUGAUUACUACGAGAACUACUACACCAGCAAGGGUCUUCGUGGCUUUCCCAAAGGCAAGUCCAAGGGCAAGGGCAAGAAGGGCUCCUACAUGGAAGCUCAAGCUCAGUGGCUCAAAGGGAAAGGCAAGGGCCAGUCUCAUGGACAUCCCUUUCGCUCUGUGAAUGCCUACGGUGCCAUGGAGCUGAACCUUGGUGGCUUGGAAGUGUCCGAUGCGAUGGACCUGACUUCGUCCACUACGGCAACCUCAUCACGCCCUGAGCUUGGCAUGUUAGACAGUGGAGCAACCGCCUCCGCAGCUCCUGAAGCCGUGAUUCAGGGUUUGAUUUCUUCCAUUUUGGAGCAAGACCGCUCCGCCAAGAUCGAAGUGGACCCCACCUCGCGCCCAUACUUCAGGUUUGGGGAUGGCCGAUGGGGCCGAGCUCUUUAUAGGACACGAUUGAGUUCAGACGUGUCAGGUGUUGAACGACAGUUCUCCUUGUUUGCGUUGCCAAAUCCACCAGCGUUUUAUCAGCCUGGCUUUGACAAGUCCACGUUGGUUCCCAUUUUGGUUGGCAUGGAUUUCCUUGGACAUAAGGGCAGCGGAAUGGUGAUUGACUUCACUACCGGUCUGGCCAUGAGCACUUUCGAUGAUACUCCUGACAUCUACCCCUUAAAGAGCAACCCCAAGGGCCACUUCCUACUUGACAUAUGCUAUCAUUUGACCAGAGAUUGCAUCAAGCUUCACAACAUCUUCGCGCUGCAGCCCCUACCGGCUCAAUGCGAGGACCCUGUGGUCCACCAGCAAUCCCGACAACUUCCUCUUCGACAUCCCUGCGUGAUGGCAACUCCUUCGCCACCGCAAGUUCAGGCAGCCACGGACCUCAUCUAUGCGGCCAACCCCAAGGCGAAGGCCAAAUCUUGGACCACGGCCGCACUCAACCUGGAGAUCCACGCGACCCGAGGGCAGCCACGAACAUGUGGCCAUGCUUCGGCCAACAUGUGCUUGAAGCAGCUCAAGCCCCUCAUGGAGGCCUACCUUCCGACGGCCAAGAUUGUUCGGGCCACGCAGGCCAAGAUCGACGCGGAGGAGAUCCUUCAGCACACCAUCGACGAGGUCAAGAUGAGUGGACCACCUCCCAAGUCAACAUCGACGGCAACCACGUCAGCACGACCCCCGGUGAGUCCAGGGAAGGCGGAUCCAUCAGAGGCGACGGAGAUGGCCGACGACGAGGUCGAGCUUCUGACCGACGGGUAUCGGCAGCAGGCUCAGCAGGAGUGA
Symbiodinium pilosum is the source of this 2520-nucleotide messenger RNA. The record is from the annotation of a GenBank genome assembly. Lineage: Eukaryota; Dinophyceae; Suessiales; Symbiodiniaceae.